This is a messenger RNA of Colletotrichum siamense, 1170 nucleotides long. It is a transcript of the gene Ank3-4, whose product is annotated as Ankyrin-3. The coding region runs from base 1 to 1170 and encodes 389 amino acids. The record is from RefSeq and is a predicted model, not a curated record. NCBI's taxonomy places the organism in Eukaryota, Fungi, Ascomycota, Sordariomycetes, Glomerellales, Glomerellaceae. The transcript has a single exon. Gene Ontology annotation, molecular function: protein binding.
AUGACAAGUCUUCAACAUAUGCCCGGCGAGAUCAUCUGUUUGAUUGCAGAGUUUGUUUUCUUCCCUGACCUUGACACGACCAGUCCGUACGACGAUGGGGUCACGGUAAGAAGUAAGUACCGCGCUGAUGGCACUUUUGACCACUGGCAAGAUAUUGUCGACUUGUCACAGACUUGUAAAGACCUCUACAAGCAUGUUCAACCUCUGCUUUAUAAGUGGGACAAUCUUUACAAUCACUCUUCAGCCUUACUGCUAUCGACCAAGAACGGCAACGUGGACGGCGUUCUGAGAUCGCUGCAGUACGGCGCUGACACCGAGACUCCAGACUAUACUCAGCGCCAGAACACCAAACCAUUUAAAGAAGAUCCGUACAGUUAUGGCGUUUCAUCCUCGUCGGUGGCUUUGCAUUGGGCUGCGAUCGGUGGUAACGCUAAGAUUGUAGACGCCCUGCUCAAUCACGGCGCCAAUGCCGACGCCCGCUGCACGCUGAGCACCCGAGCUGACGGAGCAAAGGUUCGGUUCGUGCACGAUCAGUUCGCUCUCUUUUCAUACUGUACACCGGACUCAAAUUGGCUGCUCCAAACAUACACACGUCGCCGCCUUGCGAGAUCACUUGGCGUGAACGCUCUCUUCUUCGCCUUGAAGUCUGCCAGCAAGGACGCUGCUGCUUCUUCAGCCAACAGACUUGUUCUCUGCAGAAAGUUGAUAGAAUCCGGGGCAUCGCCGGUGGUCCGCACCUAUGAUGGGCUCCACGCCCUCCACGUAGCAGCUGUCUAUGGACUGGAAAACAUCACGGACUACCUGCUUGCAGAGGGGCAUUGCGAUCCCAACGUGACUGACGACAAAGGGGACACCGCAUUGCAUUAUAUAGGCCAAAACCUCGCGAGCUCCCGGACAGAGGCUGUUAUCCAACGACUGCAAGAAGCUGGGGCGGACAUCAACGCCCCGAAUAGGGAAAACAUGACCCCCUUGGACCUGGCUGUUCGCCGAGAUCUUUCUGACACUGCCUUGUAUCUCCUAAGGCAUGGGGCACAAUGGCGUGCAAAAACAAUCGACUACUACUACAGCUAUUACGGCUCCGAAAGUUAUUUUCGUUACGAUAUUGGAAACAACGGACUGGCCCCGCCCAAUGUAGAAGGCUACGAAUCUGAUGUGCCUGAACCAUGGUAA